Aspergillus homomorphus CBS 101889 is the source of this 1145-nucleotide messenger RNA. RefSeq names its product mitochondrial 37S ribosomal protein uS8m. Gene Ontology annotation, molecular function: structural constituent of ribosome. Gene Ontology annotation, biological process: translation. The coding region runs from base 196 to 714 and encodes 172 amino acids. The transcript is spliced from 2 exons. Gene Ontology annotation, cellular component: mitochondrion; ribosome. The record is from RefSeq and is a predicted model, not a curated record. NCBI's taxonomy places the organism in Eukaryota, Fungi, Ascomycota, Eurotiomycetes, Eurotiales, Aspergillaceae.
CUUCGGGGUUAUCAGUCUGCCGCACGCUAUUUACGAUCAUAUCCCCUGCUAUUCAUAAUAGCGCCUGAUUCAUUCAUCGGUCUGUACGAUAAUUCUAUUUUGUCGAUUUUUGAAGCGGCCUUUCCUUCUUUCCGCACGGCGUAUACAACAGUCAUUGUCCCCAUUGGGCGACCGGUUUUGCUUUAACGAUACAAAAUGUCUCUCAGCAAUCUCUCCCACGUUAUCUCCCACUUGAACAAUGUCAACAAGGCUCGUCUCGCUCUCACCUCGAUCCCCAACACCAAGCUACAUCUGAAGCUAUGCCUUGCUCUUCAAAAUGACGGAUUGGUCUCCGCGGUUGUUCGCGGAGGCACGAGGCCUCCUGCUCCGCAUCAACUCCUCGGAAUCCCCGCCGCAAACGAUGAGAAAAUUGGCCUGGAACCUGUGACCCAGACCAACGUCGCCGACAGACGCCUCUGGCUUGGACUGAAGUACUGGCGGACCGAGCCUGUUUUGGGCAAGAUGCAAAUGGUCAGCACGCCCAAAAAACGAGUUACUAUCAAUUUGAAAGGCCUCCGUAAGGUGUGUCAGGGUUAUGAUGCUCCCUUUGUGCGGGGAUUGCGGUCGCCUGGUGAGAGCUUAUACGUUUCAACGGACAAAGGCAUCAUGGAGGCGAGAGAGUGCGUUGAGAAGAAGUCCGGCGGUAUGGUCCUGUGCCGAGUCGAGAAUCAUUAGGGUAGAUGAAGAGCUCUAUAUUUGAGAGUUGUCUGGGCUUUGCAUUUGAACCGGAGUUUGGUCAGUCGCAGUGUCUCCUCGCAUGCUGUGUAUGUUUUCCUGCACCUGCGACUGUUGGUUGGAUACCUUGUAUAGUAACAUAACUCAUUUUCUUCAUUCACUACCUCACUUGCUCCGCUGUGCCCGGGUUCCUGGUUCUAUGGCUUGUAUUAGUGACAACUGCAGGCGAUCGAAGUCUAAACUGAGAUGCCUUCUGAUCAGCGGGUAUCGGGAGGUGCCCAGCGUUUGAGCUGGUCAUCCUCUCUUCAUACUGGGAUUGAACAGAAGUCAUGCGACUUGCGAGCUUCCGUUGUCGCGAAGCCGUGCAUUUUCCGGCGGCUAUGAGCUAUUAUGGCGCUCGCUGAGUUGUUCUCGGAUGCCUCUUGACUAAG